AUGUCUUCAUCAUUACUAAUGGCAGUUCAAUACAAAUCAACGACAAAUAGUUUAAUAUCAGUGAUAGUCACAAUUUUGUUAUGUUGCUGGCUUGUCACGACAAUAUCCAUUGUGCAAGGCCAAUUCACAUUCGAUGAAAACAAUUACAAUAAGAAAUGGAAUGACGAAACUGAAAUAUGGUUUGGUCAAUCAACGGCACUCACUGGGCAAACAAAAGAACUGGGAUAUCCUAUGAUGACGGGCGUUCAAGCAGCCUUCGAAGAAAUUAACAGUCUUGGUGGUGUAUGGGGCGGAAAAAAGCUGAGACUCUUUACAUUGGAUGACGGUUACGAUCCACCGAUGACGUUGAACAACACUUUGGCCCUUAUUAAUAAUAAUACAAUUUUUGGAUUAAUUGGCUAUAUGGGCACUGCAACCUCUCAAAUUGCGUAUCCAUGGAUUGUAAAAUCUAAACUGCCUUUCAUUGGUGCCUUUACUGGAGGCUUGUUUUUAAGAACACCUUUCCAACCUAAUAUUAUCAAUCUUCGAGCAAGCUAUCAAGAUGAAACUCUGGCUAUGGUUGGUUACUUGAUUAAUGUUAAAUUAGUUAGAAGAAUUGCAAUCCUUUAUCAAAAUGAUGCUUUUGGGUUGAGUGGAGUGAGUGGAGCGUCAUUGGGCCUACAAGCUUUGGGUCUGUCUUUCGUAUCAAUGGGAUCUUAUGAAAGAAACACAAUAGCUGUCUCGAAGGCUGUUGAUGACAUCCAAAAGGGAAAUCCGCAAGCCAUCAUUUGCAUGUCGACCUAUUUACCGACUGUCACAUUUGUCAAUGCAGUUAAAAAUCGAACAGAUUUUGAUCCAAAUAUUGUGUUCAUGACAGGUAGUUUUAUUGGCUCGAAUCUAUUACCUUACCGUGACAGCUUUAUGAUUACACAAAUUCUUCCACCGCCAACCAAUACCAAAUAUGCGUCUGUUUUGGCCUAUCAGAGAGCUAAAAAAACAAUAGAUCCAAACUUUACUCCUUCCUAUGUGGAAUUUGAAGGAUAUAUGGCAGGAAAGCUUGCAUACAACAUUUUGACCCAGAGAGUUUCGGGAGAUCUUACAAGAUCAAAUUUUAUAAGCCUAUUAUAUUCUUCAGGAACCUAUAUUAUUGACAAUACAGUGGUUGGACCUUACACACAAUGUGCAGGCUCAACUGCUAGAAAGGUGAAUGUACAAGAAACAGCAAAUACAUUUGAACAACAAUUAGUGCCUGAUUCUGUGAUAAAACCAAGAUUUUCUCCUAGAGUGACUUUCACACAGCUAACACCUAGAGAUGUCAUUGGUUUUACACCUCUCUGUUCUUGUAAUCAAGGUUUGAGAAGUGUUUAUAAGACCUAUCAAAAGGAAGACAAAUCCUUUGUGGAAAUUAGUGACCCUACUGUCUGGGAUUUAAGCGGUUCUACCAAUUAUUCUUGCCUUUAUGAUCCAUCGAACGUUCAGGAACCAAUUGUUUUUGGACAUAUUAACACUGGAUCUCAACGUGAUAAUGAUUUUUUGGUUGGAGCUAUGGCAGCAGUUAUGGACAAAAACAAUCAGAAAGGAGUGAGAGGAAAAGUAGUGAAAUUGUUAUCUGUAACUCAAACGAAUUCAACUGCAUUAUCGAUCAUCAACACUGUGCAAGAUCUGAUCAAAGAUCACAAUGUAUUGGGAGUUAUUGGAACUUACAUUCCCUUAUCUGAAGUGACACAAUUCAUACUUGGAGUGAAGCAAACUCUUCCCAAUGCCUUCAUGUUGGCUCCUUACUCAUCAUAUGACUCUAUGAAACUGAGAGAAACCUAUACACCCAAUGUUAUUAAUUUAGGAACAAUGGUUCGAGAACGAUUAGCAUCAUUCUUUAAUUAUGAAAUGAACACAAAUGGUCAUUCAAGAUUUUCAAUCGUUUACACCAAAAGUGAAUCAGGGUUAGAUGUUUAUUCAGAAUUUAAAUCAAUGAUAAGCGACUUGAAACUUGAAAUUGACAGUGAAUUUUCAUUCUCAAUUGGUGACAGUCUGAACUCUGACACGAUUUUAGCUUCUUUGUCCAAAGAUGCAAAUCCUCAAGCGGUACUUAUUGCAAUCCCAGAAAACAUCGAGUCUUUUGACAUAUACAAGACUCUUAUUGAAGCCAUUUCUCGUAUUCAAAAAAGAGACAAAAUUUCAAUCUUUUCUAUUUACUGGGAUUCUAUUUUAUGGGAACACGAUCUUGGCGUGUUUUUGAGCUCUCUCCACUCGAAAACAAUCCUCAACUUUAACAUCGUCCAACGUUUUCCCCUAGUUAAUGCCAAUCAUCCACUUGUCGCAGCAUAUAACAACUUUAUGAAAACCUAUGAACCAAAUACUCAAGUGAAAACCAAAGCUGCUGUUGAGGGUUUUUUGGCUGUCAGUUUUCUUUUCGAAGUUCUUGAUAACAUAUCUCCAUCCCUACCCAUCAAUACAGCGAAUCUCUUGAACACCAUUUAUGCCAAUGGAGAUUUUCUCAAGUAUACCAUUCCUUUUGGUACUCUUAAAAGGCUAUCCUAUGAUUCUGGUUGUAACUUGGCUAUGCGUUCUUCUUAUAUUUAUACUUUUGACAACAAUACUUCCACCUUUAAUUUGGCACAAACUCAAAAUUUCGACAAGUCCAAGUGUGGAAUUGAUUCUGUAUCAAGCGAAACAACAUUUUCUCAGCCAAUUAUAUUUGGUCGAUUAUUACCAAAGAGCGACAAUUCAUCUUAUGCGGACAGUAUAGAUGAUUUUGAGUAUGGUAUCUCAUCUAUUUUCGAAAGUACUAAUGAUAAAGGUACCUUAUCAAGAACGACCUUGCAUGUUGAGACUGAAUACUAUUGCGAUGAAGAUGAUAUGCUUGCAAAAGCUUCCUCCAUGAUAGAGAAAAACAAAGUGUUUGGAUUUUUGGGGUCUCGAAUUUUAUAUAAUGAAGCCAAGUUGAAAGCUCUUCUUGAAGAAAAACGAGUUCUCUUAAUUGGCCCUUUAUCCUCUCAAAAAGCCCUUAGAGAACCAUAUUCAAGAUAUGUUGUGAAUAUUCGUCCUUCUAUGGUUGAAGAAAUCGUCACAAUGGAAAGAUAUAUCAAACAAAAAACAGAAGGAGAAAAACCAUCGAUUAGCAUUGUCUAUGGAAAUGGAAAUUAUUGGGAACAAAAUAAGAAUGACGUACUUGAUUUCUUUAGUACAAGUUUAGAAGGUAUCACUAUUGUGAACAUUCAAUCAAUCUCAACUGCAAAUGUUAGAAGAAGAAAUCUGUAUCAAGAUUCGUCAUUGUCUUCGAAUUUAGUGAUUAUUAUGGCAGAUGUUAAGGAUACACUGUCGUACAUGAAUCAAUUACCUGAGAACAUGAACGUCCUUUAUGGAGUUCCUUCAGAAAUUGCAUCAAGUGUUCAAUUUUCUCAAAACGUCAAAGCAUCUGCAGCUUCACAAAUACUUACUCCCAACUUUCUUGAAAAUUAUUCAUCGGCAAGUAAUACUAACUUUAUGGCUCGUGACUUUUUGCAAUACUUUUCCCAAUAUUAUCAAACCAAAAGUGCAUCCAUGCUUGCCUAUGAAGGUUUCGCAAUUGGUUAUAUGGCCGUGAAUGUCAUGCAAUAUAUGAAACAAGCAAAUAUGGCAUUGACAAACGAAGCAUUUGUGAACACACUUUUUGAUCGAUCAAUUUUUGAAUUGGGAACUAAUGUGUUUGGUCCAUAUGGAGAUGUUUGUACUUCUUCAACUACUAAUUCAUCCUCUAUUAAGGUUUCAACUGUAUGUGAAACUCAAAAAUCAUGUAAUUGCAGUCAAGGAGCAAAAUCUAUAUUCUUGUCGCUUCCAUCGUCGAAUAGAGAGAGUUUUAAGGUGACAUUUGAGACAUGUGGCCUGCAACCAAUUUUGCCCUUGCUUUCUAACGGUGCUAUUGCAGGUAUUGCGGUUGCUGGUACAUUUACUGCGAUUGGUAUUUGUUGUCUCAUAAUGAUUGGAAUUAUUUGUUCGAAAAAAACCUCUGGUACAAAACAUGCUCCAAAGAGUGGAUACAUUACAUGUGCUUUCACAGAUAUUCAAAAUUCAACCAAAUUAUGGCAACAUGACGAAAAAACAAUGAGAGCGUCACUUGAAAUUCAUGAUCAAAUUAUGCGAAAGAAUUUGGAGCUUUAUCGUGGUUAUGAAGUGAAAACCAAUGGUGACAGCUUUUUCGUGGCGUUUAAGAGUCCGCAUGAUGCUGUGUUAUGGGCCAUGCAAGUUCAAAUCGAUUUGCUGAAUGCCAAAUGGCCUUCUGAAUUGUAUCACCAAUGGGAUUGUAGACAGAAAUGGGAUAAGAGAACAAAACGUGCUUAUUGGAGUGGAGUACGAGUGAGAAUUGGACUUCAUUUUGGAAAAGGUGACGCAAAAUGGGAUAAGAACACGAAACGUUUUGAUUAUUUUGGAAAUGUUGUGAACAAAACGGCUCGUAUUGAAGCAAUUGCACAUGGUGGUCAAGUCUUAAUUUCGGAUGAGUUGCUCCAAGAAACUGCUGACCUAUUUAAUGACAUCAAGUAUAUGGACGAAUAUUAUGGAUUCCAGCAACUAACAGCAUUCCAAAAUAAGCAGAAAGAGAAACCAGAAAUGAAGCGCCGAGAUAGCUUGACAAGCAUUCAAAGUUUAUCAAGUCUUUUCAAAAAGGCUCCAAAAGUGAAUGCUGAAACAAAUUUAACAGCCAGAGAGCUUGGACUGUUUCAAUUGAAAGGCCUGAUUGAAGAAAGCAGAGUGUUCGAAAUCAAAUGUCCAGAAAUCGCACUCAGACAAUACCCUCCUUUGAGAGUUUCUCAAGAUGAAAAGAUAUCUGAACUGCCAAGUAUGAAUGAAUUUAUCGAUGGGGAGGAUGAAGGAGAUCAAUCUGUGAUGACAGAAGGCAAUUGA
This is a messenger RNA of Naegleria fowleri, 4857 nucleotides long. RefSeq lists its product as uncharacterized. Gene Ontology annotation, biological process: cyclic nucleotide biosynthetic process; intracellular signal transduction. The transcript has 6 exons. Lineage: Eukaryota; Heterolobosea; Eutetramitea; Acrasida; Naegleriidae. The coding region runs from base 1 to 4857 and encodes 1618 amino acids. The record is from RefSeq and is a predicted model, not a curated record.